Penicillium angulare is the source of this 981-nucleotide messenger RNA. RefSeq lists its product as uncharacterized. The record is from RefSeq and is a predicted model, not a curated record. Gene Ontology annotation, molecular function: nucleic acid binding. The transcript has a single exon. Bases 1 to 981 code for a protein of 326 amino acids. Lineage: Eukaryota; Fungi; Ascomycota; Eurotiomycetes; Eurotiales; Aspergillaceae.
AUGGCACCCAGACUUGACGCGUGGCGACUCGAUCUCAUCCGUGACAUGAUCCAAGACCCACAACCGUAUACUAACGCGCAGAUUGCCGAGGCUGCCCAUUGCACUCCACGAUCAGUCAGCACUAUCCGCUCGAACCUACGAUGCUUUGGAAGUGCCAGAGCGCCGGCCAACGGUAUCGGCAGACGACGAACGAUUACCCCACCUAUGAUCGAAGCUCUCUGUGAGCGUCUCAUUGAAAAGCCGGAUCUCUAUCAGGAUGAGAUGGCGGUUUUCCUGUGGGAUGAGUUCCGCGUCCUUGUCACCGUAUAUAGCAUUGGCAGAGCGCUUGCAUCGGUUGGAUGGUCUAAGAAAGCUGCAAGGCGGAUAGCAAGGGGGCGAAAUAUCGAGCUACGGGACUACUAUCUUCAUACUAUAUCGUCUUUUCGAUCCUAUCACCUCGUGUAUGUGGAUGAGUCGGGCUGUGAUAAACGAGCAGGUUUCAGACGGACUGGAUGGUCCCCACUGGGAGUGACACCUGUCCAGAUAUCUCAAUUUCACCGCGGGCAGCGAUACCAGAUACUUCCCGCGUAUGCUCAAGAUGGCGUUGUCCUUUCACGGGUUUUCCAGGGAUCGACGGAUGCUGGUGUCUUUGAAGAUUUUAUUCGCCAGCUUCUGGAUCACUGCGGGAGGUGGCCGGAGCCAAAAUCUGUUAUUGUUAUGGAUAAUGCUUCUUUCCAUCGUACGGAGGGUAUUCGGCACAUGUGUUCUGCGGCCGGUGUCAAAUUGGUAUACUUACCGCCCUACUCACCGGAUCUAAAUCCGAUUGAGGAAUUCUUCGCUGAGCUUAAAGCCUUUAUUAAACGACAGUGGCUGACAUAUGAAGAGAAUCCGGGCCAGGGUUUUGACUCCUUUCUCCAAUGGUGUGUUGAUGUUGUGGGGGCAAGAGAAAAAAGUGCAAAAGGUCAUUUUCGACAUGCAGGCUGGAAUAUUGAAGAACCUUGA